UAAAUUUAGUUCUUGAACGUUACACGGAGACGGAGCACACAGCCGCAGCCGGCCGACGUUCACAGGUAGCACUACCAUGCCGUCCGAGCGCGGUGUUGCCUUUCUUUCAUCACGGCUCGUAGUUGACGUCGGCUGUGGUCUAAGCUUUUAUUUAAGGCGACAUCUUAUGGUCAAUUUCGAAACUAUAAUUUACUAGUGUUAUAUAGGAACUUUCGCCAUGUUGGCGAAACCGAUGUUGAAUGUCAGUUCAAUUUGAAUGUUGGGUAGCUACAAGAAAAACUUGCACAAUAGCCCAAUUUUUAGUAAUUAUACUGUCGAUUGUACUUGUACAACUUCAAAUUCUAUUAGGGGUGAGACAAUUUUUUUAUUUGUUGCUGAGAAUAUACGUUUUAAUUGGACAUCUUCAGGCAAAAAAUGGAUAAGGCUGGAAAUAGGAAAACCAAACACUGUGUGCAGUCUGAACAACAUCCACAGCAGACUACAUUGACACUGUGCUCGUUUAUGGAGAACCGGAACUUCGUGGAUGUAGCCAUUCGCUGCGGAGAUUACGUUUUAUACGCUCAUAAAGUGGUUCUGGCUGCCAACAGCGCCUUCUUUAAGGAAGAACUCUGGAAGGAUUCAUCUGUCCAGCAAGUGGUGAUCACAGGAUGUGAUGCGUCUGUGGUGAGAUCCUUACUGGAGUUCAUAUACUGCGGAAAAACUAUUCUAUCUUAUGAACAUCUCAGAUACUUAGUUGCAGCAGCCAGGACAUUACAAAUUAAACCAUUGGAUAGUAUGACAUUUGACUUCCCCUUACAUGACGACAUGAUAGUGAUUCCCAAGCCACAGUUUCUCUCCAAAAAGCUCAAAUUCUGUGGUUACCCGUCCAAGCGAGCUUCGGCCAUCAACUCCUUCAGCGAUCUAUACAAACUCCACAAAGGCAAGAAAAGGUCCCGCAUAGGAGCUGAAGGCCAGGUAUGUGUUGAGAAAACCGAGGAUAGUAGAUUGGCUACUGCUAAAAAAGAGAUCGCAUCUGCUUCACAGGCUAAUACUUCCAUCAUGGAAAAAGCUUGCACGGAGAGCUCAGUUAAGAAGUUCCCGCAUCCUACAGCAGGAUUUGGUGCAGGUCAAGCGUUUUUGCCCACUGACCCAAUAGGGUCGAACAAUGUCAUUGAUUUAACCAUGCCAAGUAGCUCUGAAGAACGUACUCCUUAUCUAUUCGGAAAUGAAGCCAACUCUAUUGUGGAGAUAAUGUUCAAGACCAGUGAUGGAAGCUUGGUCCCUGUUACUGAUGAAUUGCUCCAGAAUCUUCAGAAGGAUGGUCUGCAAUUGUAUGUGCUACGCCACUGGCAAAAUGGGUUUCGACCAUCUCCCGCAGGAGCGCGCCACCAUCCAGCGCGCAGCCUACCACUGCCGACCGGAAGACCGUUGAAUUUUGAACGGUCCAAUGGGAUGCCUUCCUCUCGGAGCGACCAGGAGAGAGGCCGGAAGAAGCUACCAUUUUGACCAUAACCAGAAAAUCUGUUCGGUAUAGACAAUUUUUCAAUUACGACAGUUUCUCAUGAAAUGUACAUACAAUACAUUGAACAAAACAUAAAUGUAAUCAAUAAAAAUACAGUCCACUAUACACAACAGCAAUAUCAAGUGAUGGACGAAGAUGGAAAAUUAGGCGAGGUUCAUGAAUUGCAACUGACUAAGGAUAUGACCAAUGCGGCUGCUGGAAAUAUACCACUUUUACUGGAAACGUUAGAUCUAUUCGGCAAUGCUCAAACAGACUCGGCAGACAUCACUAAUGAACCAUGUAAAGCAGAGGAUAACGCUGGUGCUCUGAUCGAUCCGAACAACGUAGGGAUACCUUCACUGGACACUGAAGAGUUGAAUGAGAUAUAUUCAAUCGAAAACGUGCCUUUGAAUGCUCACACUGAGAAGCAGCCAGAUCAUUCCGAGGUUGAAAUGCAGAUGAUGGAUGAUAAAGGAAGCAUUCAUGCUACCGCGAGAACUGAUCAGAAAGAAGAUCCAAGUUUGAACUUUUUUCCUGAUAUGUUUGAUCUAUUCGGCAAUGCUCAAACAGACUCGGCAGACAUCUUUAAUGAACCAUGUAAAGCAGAGGAUAACGCUGGUGCUUUGAUCGAUCAGAACAACGUAGCGAUACCUUCACUGGACACUGAAGAGUUGAAUGAGAGCUAUUCAAUCGAAAACUUGCUUUUGAAUGCAUACGCUGAGAUGCAGUCAGAUCAUUCCGAGGUUGAAAUGCAGAUGAUGGAUGUUAAAGGAAGCAUUCCUGCUACCGCGAGUACUGAUCAGAAAGAAGAUCCAAGUUUGGACUUUUCUCCUGAUAUGUUUGAUCUAUUCGGCGAUGCUCAAAAAGAAUCUGUAGAUAUCACCACUGAACCAUGUAAACUAGUGGAUAACGCUGGUGCUUUGAUCGAUCCGGAAAACGUGCUUUUGAAUGCUUUCGCUGAGAAGCAGCCAGAUCAUUCCAAGGUUGAAAUGCAGAUGACGGAUGAUAAAGGAAGCACUCCUGCUACCGCGAGUACUGAUCAGAAGGAAGAUACUGGUUUGGACUUUUCUCCUGAUAUGUUUUUUGCUGACUGGUAACAAGAGGAUUUGUUUGGAAGAGGAUACCUCGAAGCAGUGACAUGUUGUUUGAUUUUCAGUUUUUCAGUUAAAUUGUAUUCAGAAUAAUUAUUUGUUUCAAUAAAAACAAUUUCAUGAUUA
Acanthoscelides obtectus is the source of this 2697-nucleotide messenger RNA. Lineage: Eukaryota; Metazoa; Arthropoda; Insecta; Coleoptera; Chrysomelidae. The record is from the annotation of a GenBank genome assembly.